GUUCGCUCUACUCUGUUCCCCGUACACUUCGGUUCCAGCUCGCCGCCGCCGCCGCCGUCUUCUCGUCCGUCGCCGCCGUUCCCGUCGCGCUCUGAGCUGCAGCGGCAGGCCGUGUACGGGAUGGGGAAGAGGAAGAGACAGGAGGAGGAGGAGCAAGCGCCGGCGGCAGAGCGCCUGCCCAUCGAGAUCCUGUCGAGGGUGGUCGACCCCUCUCUCCCUUUCUUGGGGAACUACGAGAAUGCCAUUCUCCUGAACUGCUGCGGCGGCAUUCUCCUGUGCCAAGGCUGGAAUCGGACCAUGGAAGCUCCGGAAUACUUCGUGUGCAACCCUGCAACCAACCGAGAAGAUCUGGUCGGUGCUGCCUGCACCAGAGCCUGCGCCGUUGCCUGGAGUUCAGACAAGCUACAGUUUCUGUUUGUGUUCCGACCCUGCCGCCCCCUCUCGCUUCCUCGUAUUCGUGUUCGUUCAGAGAGACUAUUACAUGACAGUAAGGGUCUACUCAUCUGAUACCGGAGAGUGGGCGUCCACGGCGAGCGGUCGCCGAAUGGUGCCGUAUGGUGGUGAAACAGUAUAUGACUUCUUUAAUGAUGCUCUGCAUUUCACUGCUUAUGAUCUUGGAGAUGAUACACCGGGGAAAGUAAUACCAUCGGUAUUUACAGUGAGCACGGACGGGGUUACUUGGAGGAGGUUUCGAGUCCCAUCUGAAGUUGAAUUUUCUUUCAUUGGGCAGUCUCAGGGGCGCUUAUACGGUAUGGACAUAGAGCAUUUCAUGAUUGCUUGCUAUCAGUUUGGGUGCUCGAAGAUUAUGCUAGUGGACAGUGGACCUUAAAGCACACUGCUUCCAUUAUGGAACUGCUAGGAAGGCCUUAUUGUGAGCUCGGUGAGCAAUUUAUGUUGGUUGCGCUUCAUCCAGAAUGUAACCUGAUUUUCCUUGUUGGUUGGAUGAGAUCGCAAGAGACACUUAUGUCGUAUGAUGUGGAUAGUCAGAAACUGCACGUUAUCAGCACCUUGAAGAUUACCAGAUGACAACAUUCCGACCUUACAUUCCCUGCUUUGCGGAAUGGCUGCCGUCAGAUGCUCACUGAAUUCCAGAGCAGCUUCACAUUUGCUAAGUUGGCAUGGCUCCUUCAUGGAAACCUGUUGUUGGGUAUGGUCCAGAUCUUCUAGCUUUGUUCAGUGGCUUGGACAAGUCCUACAUCUGCUCUAAUUUGGCUUUCUUAUCAGUUGACGUCCAGGUGAAUGUAUUUUUGUGACUUUGGAACAAUGUUGGCUAGGCAGUGAGAACUUGUAAGCGACCCUUCAAUGGGCUAUUUCUAGUAAUAUGAAUGAACUAAGCCACUUAA
Triticum dicoccoides is the source of this 1343-nucleotide messenger RNA. RefSeq lists its product as uncharacterized. Lineage: Eukaryota; Viridiplantae; Streptophyta; Magnoliopsida; Poales; Poaceae. Bases 121 to 507 code for a protein of 128 amino acids. The transcript is spliced from 2 exons. The record is from RefSeq and is a predicted model, not a curated record.